Molecule: messenger RNA, 747 nt
Organism: Symbiodinium natans
Lineage: Eukaryota; Dinophyceae; Suessiales; Symbiodiniaceae
Source: the annotation of a GenBank genome assembly
AUGCGCUUCGUGGUUCGCAAGUUCGGGCGCAAGAGUUGCUUCCUCUUCAGCUGUGGCCACACGCUGCCGACGUCCACGGGUGUUCCGAAGUGGCCGUUGGAGAUCCGUGAGGCCGAAGGUCAGGGCAAGUCAGCAUAUGCCGUCGUGGACCUCCCGGCAAAUCAGGUUCUCAUCGAGGAAGAGCCCUUCUAUACCCGGACUCCACCCGGAGAGCUGCAUGGCCGACCUGAGUGGGACGAGAACUGGAGCGCCGCCUUCACUCGCAUCAAAGCACCGAUGCGUCUGCCUGGUGGAGAGAGUGACAAGGAAAAGCCUCUACUGGCAAGCACCGCCCUCGUGCGGGACGUCCUCGGGUUUGUGAAAAUGCCGGACAGCCUACGAGGUGCGCUGUUGUCCUUCAGCUUCCCGCCCCUGAACUUGGACCACGGCCUUGUUGAGGUUGCGCUGCAGUUGGCCAAGCUCUGUAAAGAGCGGCUGCCCGAAUGUCAGGCAUUCGAGGUGGAAUGGUUGCAAACUGGAAUCCUGGUCACAGAGAUGAACAUCUUUCCUGGGGGCAGGAUCUUUUGGACGAUGAGCCGCAUCAACCACAGUUGCUCCCCGAACUGCGUCUUCACCAACGCUCCUGGCCGCUGGGGGCUCCGAACCUUGAGACCUAUUCGACAGGGGGAGGAGAUCAGCAUCUCUUACCUGGGAGAGGAGCUUCUGUUGCCCACGAGCCAGCGCAGGCCAGCGAGGGUUGAAACGUGA